AUGAGAACAGCGUUGACAUCUCGAAAGAAUUUUGGCUUCUUAGAUGGGACAAUUGAACGACCACAAGCAGACUCACCUGAUUUGGAGGAUUGGUGGACAAUCCAAGCUCUACUCGUAUCUUGGAUUAAGAUGACCACUGAUCCAGUGCUACAUACAACAAUCUCUCACUGUGAUGUAGCAAAAGAUCUUUGGGAUUACUUGAAAAAGUGGUUUGCUGUGAUGAAUGGGUCAAGAAUUCAGCAAAUCAAAGCUGAACUGGCUUGUUGCAAGCAAAGAGGGCUAGCGAUUGAAGCCUAUUAUGGAAAACUAAACCGUAUCUGGGACAGUCUUGCUGCUUAUCGUCCGAUCAAGACAUGUCGAUGUGGUCUUUGCACUUGUGAUCUUGGUGCUGCACAUGAGGCGGAUCGUGAAGAGGACAAAGUUCAUCAGUUCUUAUGUGGGCUUGAUGAUCCUUACAAGGCAGUUCGUUCCAGUCUUGUAGCAAGGGUUCCGGUGCAACCUUUGGAGGAGGUGUACAACAUUGUACGCCAAGAAGAGGAUCUUAGCGUAAGUGGAGAAGAGAGACAUGAGGUGAUAUCUUUUGCGGUAAACACCAAACCAAGAUUUCGUCUUGAGGAUAAAGAGAAAAAUGUGUUGUGCAAGUUAUGCAAUCGAUCGGGUCAUGUUGCUGAUAAUUGCUUUGCUGUCAUCGGUUAUCCAGAAUGGUGGGGAGAUCGCCCUAAUAGCAGAUCACUCCAAGGAAAAGGACAUGGUGGUGCAAAUUCUAGUGGAGGAAGAGGCAGGGGAAACCAUGUCACUUAUGCAAACCGUGUGGUUGUCCCUGCUAUCGAACAAGCUACUCAAGAACAAGUGAAUCAUGUGAUUACUGAUCAAGAUCGGGAUGGGGUAAACGGCUUGAAUGAUCAACAAUGGAGAGCUUUGAAGAGCAUCCUCAAUGCCGGGAAGGAGAACACCACAGAAAAAGUCUCUGGUAAGUCAUCCUUUCCUUCUUGGAUAAUGGAUUCAGGUGCUUCUCAUCAUUUGACAGGACGUUUUGAGACUUUGUCAAAUGUUAGAGACAUGCCACCUGUGUUGAUAAUCAUGGCUGAUGGAAGAGAACAAGUUUCUCUUAAAGAAGGCUCUAUACGACUUGGUUCAAACCUCAUUUUGAAAUCGGUUUAUUAUGUGGAAAAGUUGCAAUCUGAUUUGAUUUUCGUUGCUCAGCUCAUGGAUGAGAAUAGAUGUGUAGUACAGCUAGCUGACACAUUUCUUGUGGUCCAGGACCGAGCUUCCAGGAUGGUGAUUGGAGCUGGUAAUAGAGUAGGAGGGACUUUCCACUUUUGCAGUAUAGAGACUGUUGCUGCUGUCACGACUAAUGAGGAGAAGGAGUAUGAGAUGUGGCACAAUAGGAUGGGUCAUCCUUCUGCAAAAAUAGUAGGACUGCUCCCUUGUUUUUCAAAUUCUACUUCUGUUUCUAGUAUGAAUAAGGUGUGA
Camelina sativa (false flax) is the source of this 1473-nucleotide messenger RNA. The record is from RefSeq and is a predicted model, not a curated record. NCBI's taxonomy places the organism in Eukaryota, Viridiplantae, Streptophyta, Magnoliopsida, Brassicales, Brassicaceae.